AAAUAAAAUAAAUCUUAAAAAAAAAAACUGCUGAAAAUAGACUUUGAUCAAGCUGUGCUUGUAUUCGGGGACAAAAUGUUAGUAGAGGGAAUGGCUAGUACAAAGACCCUCAGGUGGGAAUAAGCCUGGUGUUGCGGAACCCCAAAACCUAGGUCUCUGCCCAAAAUUCAGUAAGGCAGUCACCAACACAGCAGUGGUAGGAGAAAGUAAAGGUAAAGAACCCUUUAGACUGAGGAGGCGGGAAGUGUGUCUGCUGAUCUGCAGGCCAAACUGUGUGUCACCCCUUUUUGAUUGGUUGGUGGUAGAAUUGCUAUUGUAGUGUUUUGGAGAUUUUGCUGGUAGCUCUGAUUAUUCUGGAUGCUAUCUGCAGUUGGCUGUUAUUUUUUGCUUAGGGCCUAGAAUUCCUGUAAACCACAACAAAGCCUUUAAAGCAGACCCUGAGGUCAAGGUGUUGCUACAGACUGAUCAGUGACCUGCUGAGUCUUGUGUUCUGGGAUCCUGUGAGCCUGACCGGCGCUCUACCUCUCCAUCAGUUCAGGCAUAAUCCUAAGCUGAACAGAUCUUGGCUUUCAGCUCCCCAGAAUCGACAACCUCAUUCUGCUCCUGUGGCCCAUGUGCUGCAUCCUCUGCCCUCAGUGUGCAACUGGCCCCCAACGCAAUGUGUGUUUGUCAAACCAUGGAAGUGGGGCAGUAUGGCAAGAACGCAAGUCGAACUGGAGACCGGGGAGUCCUGCUGGAACCCUUCAUCCACCAGGUGUGGUGUCUGUCUGUUUUGAGGGGGACAGUGACGGUUACAUCAACUUGGUGGCUUACCCAUACGUGGAAAGUGAGACUGUGGAGCAGGAUGACACCCCCGAACGAGAACAGCCUCGACGCAAGCACUCCCGCCGCAGCCUGCACCGGUCUGGGAGUGGCAGUGACCACAAGGAGGAGAAGGGGUCCCUGUCACUUGAAGCCUCUGAGAGCUCCCAGGAGGCAAAAAGCCCAAAGGUAGAGCUGCACUGCCACUCGGACGUCCCCUUCCAGAUGCUGGAUGGCAACAGCGGGCUGGGUUCUGAGAAGAUCAGUCACAACCCGUGGAGCCUGCGCUGCCACAAGCAGCAGCUGAGCCGCAUGCGCUCCGAGUCCAAGGACCGCAAGCUCUACAAGUUCCUGCUGCUGGAGAAUGUGGUGCACCACUUCAAGUACCCCUGUGUGCUGGACUUGAAGAUGGGCACCCGGCAGCAUGGCGACGACGCGUCAGCUGAAAAGGCAGCCCGGCAGAUGCGGAAGUGCGAGCAGAGCACGUCUGCCACACUGGGCGUCCGGGUCUGUGGCAUGCAGGUGUACCAGCUGGACACAGGGCAUUACCUCUGCAGGAACAAGUACUAUGGCCGAGGGCUCUCCAUUGAAGGCUUCCGCAAUGCCCUCUAUCAGUACCUGCACAACGGCCUGGACCUGCGACGUGACCUCUUUGAGCCUAUCCUGAGCAAACUGCGGGGCCUCAAGGCUGUACUGGAGCGGCAGGCCUCCUAUCGCUUCUACUCCAGUUCCCUGCUUGUCAUCUAUGAUGGCAAGGAGUGUCGAUCGGAGAUGCGCCUCAAGCACCUGGACAUGGGGCUCCCUGAAGUGGCAUCACCCAGUGUGCCCAGCCCCAGCAGUGCCAGUCCUGACGCAGGCCCUUCCUCUCCACCCAAGGUGGAUGUCCGCAUGAUUGACUUUGCACACAGCACAUUCAAGGGCUUCCGGGAUGACCCCACUGUGCACGACGGGCCCGACAGAGGCUACGUGUUCGGCUUGGAGAGCCUCAUCAGCAUCAUGGAGCAGAUGCGAGAUGAGAAUCAGUAGGCCUGUACAGGGCCCCCAGCACCUCCUCUUCUCCAGCUACAGGCAGGGACCAUUGCUCUCAACUCGCCGUGAGGACACAACAGACUUGCUUUUAAAGGGUUAUAUUUCUCUUUGGUGUAAACUAAAAGAAAUGUUUUUAGCUGUAGCCUGGAAUCCAUAUAUAUAAGAUGGAAGGAGGGCAGAACAUAAUGUCCUCUGGGCCAGGCUCCUUAGCUCUGUAUGCUGUGUCCAGGCUGGUUAGGAAGGCAGAGAUGCCCUGGUGGGCUUGCAGCAGGUACGGGGGGCCCUUGGACAUUGAUAGCUGUUCCUGGAUCUGUGGUUACAGGCCAUGGUGAUUGUAGGGUGAAGCCCUGGGCUGGCACAGGGCUGUUCCAUGCCCCCUCAUCCUUUGUUUCUCUGAAAUGGGGGGGGGUCAGCCAUCCGCCUCGGGGCUUUCCGUUCUUGUGCCGUAGGGGUCAACCAGCUCUUUAAGAGGUGCCCUCUGGGUGCCCCCAAGCUCACUGCGCACAGCAUCUUUCUCGGUUCUGCCCUUGGCACGGGGCUGGACAAGAGGUUGCGCUUAAGCCAGCUCAUGGCAGUGGGCAGGCCCUGGGUUCCUUGGUUACCCAUUGGCACAUGAACCUGCUCCUCUGCCUGCAAACCUGGUCAGUCUCACCAGGAUCCCAUGCCUAAGGAGGUCACUCCUUUCUGCCCCCCUCCCCGAAGGAGACAGCUCUGCUGGCCUCGGGGGUCUCUGGUGGCCCUGGCCCAAAAAGUAUUUGCAGCUUGCCUUCUGAGGGUUGGGGGCCACUGCUUCUAGUCUGGGCAGCUGUGCUGCCUCUGUGGGCCGCUCCUGCCAAGGGGCAAGGGCUGUGGUCCACUCAGGGUCUCCCUUCUCCAGGCCCCGCUCAGUGCAGCAGCUUGCUGGGAGACUCCCAGGACCUGAAGGAGAAACUUUCCCGAGAGCCUGGGGCCUUGGGUGCAAGUGCUCAACUGUGUGCUAAUGAGAGCUUGGCCUGGUCAGUCCCUGGUCCCUCAGUUUGUCUGUCUGUUCACUUGCCAGUGCUGUCUUCUGGGAGCUUUCCCCUGGGGAGGAGCCUUGAUCUCCAGCACCUGAUUUUCUCCACGUUCUCCUCGGCACGAAUCUCCUGCCAAUCUCUGAGGUGAGCCUUGCCCCGUGCCCUUCCUUAGCAGGCGCUGCCGUUUCCAGCGACCUGGUAACAGGAUGGCUUGUAGGUGGCAUGUCCCUGCUGGCCCAGCACCGUGCCCGGGGUCUGGGGUCUGGCCUUUAGCACUGACAGGGGCAGGGGAUACUCAAGGUGCCAACCUUCCUCUCCCAUCAUUUUCAUCAUUCUUGUUCCCCGUCCUUUAGUGGCACAGAAACCUGCCUCUGAUGCAGAUGGCCAGGUGACAUGGCACUAGGCCAGUGUCGCAACAAACUCUCUAACCCUGCAGGCCACCACUGUCACUUGGGACUUGUUUUGGCAUUAAAGAUAAACCUGCUGGCCUGUGUGUAGGCCUUGGUAACUGAAGGAUGAAUUCCUGGUCUUUGGAAGUGCAGCUUUGCACCUGGGUUCCUUGAAGGAUCCCCAUGCUCAGCCCUCUGACCCGGUGCCCUUGGGGGCAGGUUCCCGAUCCUUGGGCCUGGGAGGGGCAGCUUGCUCAUGGGCGGUCAGAAAUGACCAUCUGCUCGCCUAUACCAUUCUGUGGCUUCUUUAGCAUAGACAGUCAUUCCCUAGCAGGGUAGGGGUAAGACAGAGGGUCUGGGGCUGCCCGGGAUGUGCUGGGUCCGGCAGUUUAGAUUUAGGGAAGAUUGUGCCCUGUUGUGCUGCUCACAGCGGGGGGUGGGGCUGUAUUCACCCACAUUCAGUGUUUUCCUGCCACUUCCUGGGCGGGGUCCCUCUUUUCAGCACUUUGACACCUACAGCCCGCCUAGAGGUGGUGGUGAGGUGUGGGCGUGCACACGUUGGCUCGGCCACUGUUGCUUCUCCUUGUCCCUCGCUAGAGCGCCCAUUCCUCCCGCCCCAAUUUGGGACCAAAGUGCAACAUGGGAUCACCGGUUGGGGCACUCAGGUGACCCCACGCUACUGCUUUCCUGGGAUGAGGCGACACCAGUCCCCAGUGAUUGGGUGGGGUGGCGGUGCUUAAACAGGAAGGGGACCAGCGCGACCACUUGCCGGGGUUCCGCCUCUCUCUGGGCCUGUGCAAUGGGCGUGGGCAUCCGCCGGAGCCAGGGGCUGCGCUCGCUCGUAGCUGCUGCUCACGCGCUCACACCUGGCCUCCACACCGACUGCUUUGAACUUUAAAUCUGUACCAUGUGGUUCUGUUUGCGUUGAUUUAAGUUUUUACGGGGGGAGGGGUGGAGGACCCUGGGAAGAACUCGGCUCCUUUGCUUCCCGGGGGACGUCGUUUCUACGCUCCCUGCUCUUUCAUAGAAACUAAGCCUGUCCGCGCCACCGGGGCGCGUCCCGCUCUACGUGGCGCCGCCGCGUUUCCUCGGGGUCUUGCGUGUGGGAGGGGUCGCUUGGGCCGAGCCCGCCCCCGUCUGUACAUCCAGCGCUGCCCGCCCCGCUUGUGUCUGAGAUCGUGUACGUCAAAAUAAAGCCGCUAAAAACGA
This is a messenger RNA of Ochotona curzoniae (black-lipped pika), 4423 nucleotides long. RefSeq names its product inositol hexakisphosphate kinase 1 (gene IP6K1). The transcript has 6 exons. Bases 613 to 1827 code for a protein of 404 amino acids. The record is from RefSeq and is a predicted model, not a curated record. NCBI's taxonomy places the organism in Eukaryota, Metazoa, Chordata, Mammalia, Lagomorpha, Ochotonidae. Gene Ontology annotation, molecular function: inositol hexakisphosphate kinase activity. Gene Ontology annotation, cellular component: nucleus; cytoplasm. Gene Ontology annotation, biological process: phosphatidylinositol phosphate biosynthetic process; inositol phosphate biosynthetic process.